AUGACCAAUCAAAAGUCAGACAGCCAAUGUGCCCAGUUUGAGUCACCCGGUCGCCAGCACCGGCACAAUCUCGUCGACAUUGACGGGAAUUUGAUGAGUUUCACCCCAGCCAGCGACAACCGUCGCCGUCUACAGACGAAGCAUCUGACAGGCCUACAUUUCGCUCAGUCCCACAGGCACAAGGCAACACAAAAGCAACAACAUGACAACCGCUAUUCCUUGGAUAACAACUAG
Protopolystoma xenopodis is the source of this 234-nucleotide messenger RNA. The record is from the annotation of a GenBank genome assembly. NCBI's taxonomy places the organism in Eukaryota, Metazoa, Platyhelminthes, Monogenea, Polystomatidea, Polystomatidae.